GUUGUGGAGGCAGGUGUCUGGUGUUAUAAUACAGGUCCCCUUCCCUCCGUCUUCUUAUAUAUUUUGGUGCUGGUGCAGCGAUUAAGAACUUUCAAGUUUUUACUCAGAUAUUUCGUGUCUUGGGUAAGAUGAGUGCACAAAAGUUCACGUUGUCUUUCUCGAGGAAGAUAGAGAAGAAGUCGCUGCAGCCGUCAGUAAUAAGGAGCGACGCGCUUCCUGAAGUGAAGGACACCACUGAGAUUCUUCAGUCCAUAGAGGAAAAUGUCCUCAAAACAGAUGGGCCAACUGAGACAGAACUGGUCAUACCAAUGUUGGCAGUGGACCGAGCAGCCAUCUUCCAAAAGUUGGCGGAGAAACUCAAGGAAUCCAAAGAAAAAGAGAAAGAGAAGGAUGGGGAAGCCAUGAAGAAAACAGAGUUGGAUGAGGAUAUGAACAAAGAAGAAAUUAAACCCUUAACCCUGGAUGAACAAGCUGCAGCUGCUGUGUUGGAAGAUAGUAAGAGGUUGCUGGAUGGCUGGAGUGAACGAGGUACAAAAGAAAACAUAACCAUAUCUCUGGCUUCAAAGGAAAACGACAUUGAUACCCAAGUAGUUGAUCUUGGUAAAGAAUCCUCCCUUGAUGAUUAUGAUCAAGUUGAUGUAGCAGUGUUCGGUGCAGCAGUUCUCAGAGGAAUGGGCUGGAAGAAGUCUGAAGGUAUUGGCCGAGGAAAUAAAAAAGUAGUAGAAAUCAUAACUCCAUCGUCGAAAACUUUUGGGUUGGCAGGAAAGAACAUGGAAGGUCAAGCAGGGAGUACUGAGGGCAAUGGAGGUGCACAGGAAGAGGAGCAAACUAUCACUAAAGGAUCACAUGUGUUUAUUCAUAGCGGUCGACAACGAGGAACAUAUGGUGUGGUAGAAUCAUUGGAUGAAGACCAUCUCAUAGUAAAAGCAGCUGUGACCCAGAACAUGAUACGAGAAGUGGAACUAAAUGUCAGAGUUGUUUCACAGAAGGAGUUCAAAGAUUCAUCGCGGGUUAUUAACAAAGAUAUGUAUGACAAAUUUAAGGAGGAAGAAGGAAGAAAAAAAGAAAUGCAGAGGAAACCAAUGAAAGGUUCUGACCAAGACAGUGUUGGUGAGGAAAGGAAGAAAACAUUAAAGAAAGAGGUGAAAUCAGAAGACACAGUUUUAAAUGUUAAAGAUGAUAAGAAAAUAAAGAAAGCAGAACAUAAAAAAGAAUUAAGAGAUGUAGAAAAGAUGGCUGGUCACAGUACUAAGGAUGCAUACAGUAGACACAAAAAUGAAGACACUUACAGUAAAAGCAGAAACGAGUACUCCAGCAGGGGCCAAGAAAUAAAAGGAUCGAAGAAACAACAUGAACACACUGAAGCCUCAAGAGAAGUUAUUUCUGAUACUUGUGGUGAGAAAUAUAAACCCAAAUAUAGUGAAAAAUAUGGAGAUAAUGAAAAAUUUGAACAUAAGAAAAAUGACAGACCUAAGGGUGAAUUAUCAAAGCACAAGUACAGUGGCCAGUCUCAGAGCUCGUACUCAAGCUACAAAUCAAGUGUCAAAAGAGGAUGCGAUGAAGAGGAUAACAGACAAGGAUUUAAAAAGGUUCAGAAGCCACAAGACAAGAUGCCAGCGAUUCCAUGGGUGCGAGAAAAUCUACGAGUUCGCUUGAUCAGUAAAAGUUACAAAGGAGGAAAAUACCACAAAGAAAAGGUUAUUGUGCAGAGUGUGGAGACUGCAGAGAGUUGUGAAUGCCUGACAGAGGAAGGGGUGAUUUUGAGGGAAGUCCAUCCUGAAUGGCUAGAAACUGUCAUACCUAAGAUCCCACCCCAGAUUGUUAUGGUUGUCAGAGGCCAACACAAAGGACAGAAGGGCAGAAUACUACAACUGCAUAAAGAACAAGAGAAGGCUUCAGUGCAGCUGUUCGAAGAUGAAACAGUAAUCAUGAAGCUUCGUUAUGACGACAUUUGUGAAUACAGCAAGUUGGCUUUGCUGAAGUGGAAAGUGCUGAUGUUGAGGAACUGCCCGAGUCCCACUGUGAAGACCUCUCUACAGCUGAUCUACAACAACUUGUUGCUGCUGGGGAAAUUGAAGAUGCCGAAGAUGAUGAAGUCCAGGAUGCAAAACCACGAGAGCUUCCCACCUCUCUUUCGUCUUAUAUCCUGAGGGAAGUUGAUAAGCAGUUGCAGCUCUUGGAAGACAAUGACUACAAUGCAGAAUGGAGCAGGAUUGCAGUUCGUGGUGGUAAAUCUUUUUGGCACCUUAUGAACAGCUUCUUUGUGAAAGAAGAAAGACGGCAAAGCAGCAAACAUAAGACGUCUUUUUUAAGUUAACCCCCAAGAAGCAGUCUGAAGACACUGAACCACAGCCAUCCACUUAUGGAAUUAGAUAUUUUUUUUGUCCCAACCAUACAACCAAAGCUGCACCUGAUGAUGAUGAUACUGAUGAUGACAACAACUCUCAACUCCUGUCUGCAUGACUCAAAAUCACCCUUCUCCCCCAUCAAGUUAUAUUCAUAUUUUUUCAAGGUAAAGUGUUACAUUUACUGUAUGAUUUCAUUAUUAGAUAUGAAUGUAACAUUUAUUUAGACUGCUAUCCUUUGUGUUAGGCUAACUACUAAAUUUUUUUUAUUUCGACUAAUCUGCACCUAACCCUAUUUUCUCCAUAAGCCCCGUUAUUUCUAUUGCGCAAAUUUCUACAACGCGAGGUUUUACAAGAACACAACUAUCGCAUUGUAGCAGAACUGACUGUACAGUACUUUAUUCAGCUGGGGAAGUUCCAUCUUGUAUACAAUCAAACAUAUCAAUAAUCCAUUUUCAUCUGGUUAGUGCUAGACAAUUACACUCAGCUAACGAAGCCCCUAUUGUCAAAGUGUUAUUCUGUAUUGUAAUUUCUCCAAACGCUUGUACACUUCCCCUCCUCACCACUGUACUCCGUCUCGCCCCACAAAAAGACAUCAAACCCGACACACUCCUCCACUCACUAAUGAAUGAAUCAGUUUCACAAUUCAGUGUUUGGGGGUUCACACCUCAGGGAGAAAGAGGAUUGGCAACACUAAGUGGUAAAGUCAGGAGUGGAGCCAACUGUUCCUCAGCUAACCCAUGCAAGCUUGGAAAAUGGCCGUAAAACACUGGCGAUGAUAUAAUGCGAUUUUUACUUUUUUAAUAGGAAACAUAAACCCAGACAUAAGUAGUUGGUGAAUGUUGAAAAUAGGAUUAUUAUGAUACUUUUUUUACUUAAAGAUAUUUAUUUAAAUUAAUCACCUGUACAUUUAAACACGCCUAGUCAUAACAUUCCCCAAUAACAAUAUAUAUACAGUACAAAGGUUUGGGUGUCUUUACCUUUGAGAAAUGUUUUUCAAGUGCAAAUUUUAAUGACCCCAUAUGAUAAAUAAAUAAUUUUGAAAUUACAAUAAUGUGUCUAUACUGUACUUAAAACUUCUACACUGAACAUGAUACAGUAGUAAAUUAGCAUAUGGCCUAAAAGAGAACAUAUUGUUACCAAUAUGUAUAAUAAACAAAAUAUGAUUUACUGCAUCCAGUAGAAACGUGAGCCAUAUCGAGCAGUACCAGUAGCUGGCUGAUCUGGCAGAGGCACUGGAGCAUCAGGAAACUCCAAAGGAGCAUCCACAUCUGGUUUCGGCCUGAAAAAUGUAUUGUCACUUAUGAAAACCAUAUGGGAAUACAAUAACUGGGUUCUUGUUAAGGAAAUUAUAUGAAAAAUAGGUGGUUCUGUGUACCAAGUGAAGUGAAGCAAAGUUGUUGUUUAGUUAAUACUGUAGUGGUCUGUUUAUUUUUUCUGCAAACUUUUUAUUUAUAUUUUGGGUAAAGCCUUAACAGGAGGUCUCGGUACAUAAAUGAACACAUCACAGUGUGCCAAAAUCUAGCUAUGUGAAUUCUAUGAAGUAUACAGUAGUCAGGCUAAAACUGUGUUUCUUUUGUCGAGAUCCAUUAUUACAAAAGCAUAACAAACUGAAAAUCUUCACAAUGAAACAUAUGGGUAAUGCAUUUCCUAGUUAUAAUUAAUUGUCCUUAAAUAUUUCAUUGGAGAAGAUAACACCAACCAGCUCACAUGUGGCUGUACUUCUUCUUGAGGCUUUUUAAGAUGUUACAAAUCUACAUUCUACUAUUACUACUGGAGUACAUACCCUUACUCUGUACUUUUAGUAUUUUGUACUUACAAAGAGUUUUCUUUGUAACCUACUGUCACAAUUAGUUCAUCGUGUAACCAGUCAAUCAUUCGCAUAAUACUGUAUAAUAGUACUGGUAUUUAUCCACCCCACCAGUCUGCUGUACCCCCAAUCUAAGUGGGUAAUAUAAUGUUGGCUUGUCUCAAAAUUGCAUUUCUACAUACUGUAGGCAGUAAAUGAUAAAAGUGUUUAUGGGGUGAUGUAUGACGUAAGGGUACACCAGACAGAUUUAACUGGCAUCUUGUUGUGAAAGUAGAUCAUUAAAGAAUAACACGCCAGGAAAGGCAACUGGAAAAAAUUAUUGACAGUGAUAAAAAAGCUUGCUAGAAUGAGAGAAAAAUAUCUAACCUUUUGGUAUUAAGAAUCUUGGGUCUACAGAAGUAUCCAAACUCUGGACGCUCAAGAUCCAGGCUUUCAAGAACGCACUUAUCAAAGACAGCCUGAGUGUUGCGGCAACUGAAGAGGCACGGGAUAUAAUAUUAACAUGUUUUAUAAUGGUCAUACUCAACACCUAUAUAGACUGUGAAGAACUAAAAAUAAUAAUAAAACAUAAAUAAAGUAA
Messenger RNA from Homarus americanus (American lobster), 4735 nucleotides. Its product is annotated as G-patch domain and KOW motifs-containing protein-like. Gene Ontology annotation, cellular component: spliceosomal complex. The transcript is spliced from 10 exons. The record is from RefSeq and is a predicted model, not a curated record. Bases 129 to 2150 code for a protein of 673 amino acids. Gene Ontology annotation, biological process: mRNA splicing, via spliceosome. Lineage: Eukaryota; Metazoa; Arthropoda; Malacostraca; Decapoda; Nephropidae.